CUAAAUCUGGGUUUUUGUACCGUAGGCUGUUAGCAGGGAGAACAACAGUGUUUGAGAAGGGUGCCCGUCUCGGGGCCUCAAAUUUGCCUCUUUUGAAUCAGCACUGUUGAGUUUUUCCUGUUCAAUGGAGCAUGGAGGACGGAAGAGCUUUAUAUCCAUGAAUCUACAGGAAACUUUGGAUGAGAAGGAACCAGCAACAGACACAGCAGACGUAAGCUCUUCCCUCCUGGAGAUGCUUCUCCGUGAGAGGAGACGGCGCAUAAAUAAAACACGUAGGACAGCUGAACCAGGUCACAGGCAGAGGGAGAUGGCAGGUAACACGUCUCAGUGUCAUAGUCUGCAAUUUGGACUAAAAAAACCAACUGCAAAAGAACAGCCUGGGAAGGCCAAGCGUACCUCGGUUCCUACAAGGAAAGAGAUUCGGGUUUCCGGGAAGCAGGAGCCUGGGACAGCAGAACAGACAACUGGGACACUGCUCAUCGCAAUUAUGGCUGGAGAUAAGAGCUCUGAAGCCCUUUUUCAUGGAGAAUGUGCUCCUGGGAGCGGAAGUGAGCCAGCUGGGAGGGCAGAGGCUGGAAAAGAGCCAAUGCAGAGCUGUGCUGCUGAGCUAGCCGCAUCCACAGCCGAUGCAGUGUCCAAUCCUGUGUGCAAACAUCUCAGCGCAAAGGCAUGGACCCUGUUCCCACUGCUCCACAUGCUACAGGUCAAAGAGCUUCCCAUGAUACCUCUGUCCCCCGAGUGUAAUACCACGACGGUCCCCAGCCACAGUGUCACUUGGAGUUCUCCCUACACAGAGCCAGAGAACUGGAGUAAUAGUAUUACGCUCUUUGUCUGAAAGCUGAAGACGGUAGCACACACCUGUAAUCUCAACGCUUGAGAGCCUUGGGAAAGAAGAUCAGAGUUACAGACCACCCUGGCUAUGGAGUGAGACUUCCUCUCAAAAAAAUAAAUAAAUGUCCUGUUAUUGUCUUA
Molecule: messenger RNA, 972 nt
Organism: Meriones unguiculatus (Mongolian gerbil)
Lineage: Eukaryota; Metazoa; Chordata; Mammalia; Rodentia; Muridae
Exons: 4
Coding region: 125-835 (236 amino acids)
Source: RefSeq, a predicted model, not a curated record